CCGGCGCCCCAUUCUGCUAGUCCCGAUAAGCAAAGGGAGAGUCCCGCGGAGGGCAGCGGCAAGCGGGCGCAGGAGGCUGCCUUGGGCGGGCUCGCGUCCUCCCCGGUCCGUUAGAGGAGCGGGGUCGGCCUCCGGACCGGGCCCCUCCAGGAGUGCAACGGAGAUGUUGAGGACCCCGCUGCGAGAGGCCUCCCAGGUCCCUAUGACCUCCCAGCGAAUGCCCGCCCCUCUGCCAUCGCCCUCUAUGCGUUCUAUAGGGCCUGGACGGACCGAGCCACUCGGAUGCUGCCCCCCUUUUAUCCUCAUUGGAGAUGUAAGAGCAAUGAAGAUGGAGAAGCAACUGUUGUUGUUGAAAAGGACCAUUUCAUGGAUGAUUUCUUCCACCAAGUUGAAGAGAUUAGAAAUAAUAUAUCCAAAAUAGCACAAAACGUUGAAGAAGUAAAGAAAAAUCACAGCAUCAUCCUCUCAGCACCAAAUCCAGAUGCGAGGACAAAAGAAGAGCUAGAAGAUCUGAACAAAGAAAUCAAGAAAAUUGCUAAUAAAAUUAGAGCCAAAUUAAAGACUAUUGAACAAAGUUUUGAUCAAGAUGAGAACGCCAAUCGAACUUCAGUGGAUCUUCGGAUACGAAAAACACAGCAUUCUGUACUGUCUCGGAAAUUUGUGGAAGUUAUGACAGAGUAUAAUGAAACACAGACUUUGUUUCGGGAACGAAGCAAAGGACGGAUACAGCGUCAGCUAGAAAUAACUGGAAAAACUACCACUGAUGAUGAACUGGAAGAGAUGUUGGAAAGUGGGAAUCCUUCUAUUUUCACUUCAGAUAUUAUAUCAGAUUCUCAAAUUACUAGGCAAGCUCUCAAUGAAAUUGAGUCACGUCACAAAGAUAUUAUGAAAUUGGAGUCAAGUAUACGAGAGCUGCACGAAAUGUUUAUGGAUAUGGCUAUGUUUGUUGAGACUCAGGGUGAAAUGAUCAACAACAUAGAAAAGAAUGUAAUGAAUGCUUCAGACUAUGUAGAACAUGCUAAAGAAGAAACUAAAAAAGCUGUUAAAUACCAGAGCAAAGCAAGAAGGAAAAAGUGGAUAAUUGUUGCUGUAUUGCUGGUGCUGGCUGCCAUACUUGCCCUAAUUAUUGGUUUAUCAGUUGGCAAAUGAUGACGUGUGGAUAACUGCAGCUUGCUUGCCUGUCUGCCAUUGUGGCAAAAAUGAUGUUCAUAAUUAUUUGUGUAAUUGUUUUGCUUGUGAUCCUUGGAAUUAGCCUAGCAACAACAUUGUCAUAGCACGCAUCGCAGGAGCUAAUUAUCUUUGGAGCUUCAGAGCACAUCUGCAGUGAAACCCAUCUUUUCACGAAUGAACCACAUGUGUUGAGAUGAGUGGUAUUCAUGGUGCCGAUUCAUGAUUAGUGACUUCAGGGGGAAAACUCCAGAAAAGGAUGUGCACAAAAUCGACCAGAGGAGACGGGAGGGGAUGUCGUGAGUUAAUCAAAAAUAUCCUUUGAUUGUAAAUAACAGACACCAAGAAUUUGACAAUGGAAAACUUGCCUUAGUGACCUUAAAAUAAGGAAUGAUCGAAGACUUCAAUUGUUGACAUUGCAGUGUUAAAUGAAUAUGAAGGUUAAUUAGGAGUCCAUGCUGUUUUGAAGCAGUUGGGUUUCAGCUCUGUGACUUCCUUCUCCCCUUUCCCCCCCAGCUUGUGUGUGCUUAUUAAGAGAAGUUUUUCUACUAUGUUUAUUCAUGUUUAUUUCUUGUUGGCAAAAUAAUUCUAAUUAUCUAAACAGCUAUUUUGUAAAAUGUCGACAAUUUUAAUAUAUUAACUUAAUACAUUAAUAUACCUUUCUUUAUCCUAUUUUUAUAUGUUAAAUAUUGCCUUUGUAUGAAAACUCCAUUUAAUUUUUAUUCUAUCUUUGUAUAGUCUCCUUAAUUAAAUUUGUUAAUAAAGAAAAGUUGCCAUCAGCAUCAAAACAAUGACAUGAAAUAUCCAAAUAAUAAUUUAAGUGCCUUCUGUUAUUGACUAAUAGCAAAUCUUGUUAUUAGUAAUUUACAAAUUAAAGCUGAUUUAAGUGCCCUCUAGAAAAGUCUAGAUUUUUGUAUUUAACUCUCUCCUGUUUUGUUACCCAAUAUAAUAAAUUAGUUACUACUACCCUGUAAUAAUAAUAUUUUAUUUUAUUUGCUCAUUGUUUACAUGUUUCCCUGGUUUGCAGUGCUCAUAUUGAAAUGGAAGUACAGUGAAACAACCCAACAAAUGAAAAUCUAAGAAAUGAUCAUUUUAUUAAGUCAUACUUUCCAAAUGAGAUCAUUUCCUGAUUAUUUUCAUUUUUAAAAUGCUCAUUCUGGGUAUGCGUGUUCCUGAUGAUCUGUGGACCACUUCUUUUUUGAAUUUCUUGAAGUUUACAUGUCUCAAUGAUGAUUUCAAGGCCCAGAGUCUUAUUCCUUAGUUUCUUUUGAAUUUCUUAGUAUGAAGGACCACUGGUGUGUCAUGAAGUGGGCCCACUUCAUCUGGGUGAAGUGUUCCUACUGACUAUACAUCUCUAACACUAGUUUCCUGUUCAAAGUAAAUGUUUCAAGCAUGUCCGUAGUAGAGUCAGCUUGCAUAUGGGUGAGCGCACCUUGUGUCUGAUGGUGGAUAAGGGUAUUUUACCAUAUGCUUGCUCCAAUGAACAUGCCAUUAGUUGCAUUUGUAUACAAACUGUAAGAUGAAAGUACAGGUAUACAAUAGGUUACCAUUAAAUGGCUAAAGACAGACUUCUUUCUUUAAUACAAUUAUGAAUUUCAUUCACAUCCCUGAAUAUAUACUCGAAUGUAUCCUCAUUCUGGAGUACUGCAUUUUGUUUGCUUUUUAUACUUGAUUGUACAUUUUGGAAUUAAUGAGUAUCUUUAAACAGAUGCAUCAAGUAGAAUAUGUUUAGUAAUCUAACACAUAUUUUGCCUUUCAGAUAUUUUGAUACUAAGGUUCUCUAACCAGAAUCCUUGUGAGUGAAAUUGUUUUAUAUGGGCUUUUGUACAUUCCUUUGUCCGAAUUAUGUACAAUGCUAGAGCUUUGUGAUAUUGACCAACCUGCUGUCUGUGCCUUUGAGUCCUGAUUCUUUGGGCCUGGUCACAUUUGAACUUUGCAUUCAGAAUAAUUCUUGUUUUGGCAUAUAAACUCAGACCACAUUUGAAGUAUUGGAUUUUUUGUGUUUUUAUGUUUGAAUUGAUAGAAAUAAUCUUGUUUUCUUUUUAGAUAAUAUAAAUCAUUCCAUAGAUGGCACACUAAUGUACACAAAUCACUUUUACUUAUUUGAUAUUAGAAUUUUAGAAUUUAUUUGUAGAUUUCUUUGUGACUUUUUGUAGUCUCCAUUGUUCCCUAAAUGUUGCAUGUUUCUGUUAAAAAAAAAUUCACAGGGCCACACAAGAAAUUUAUGCUUGUAUUCUUAUUUCUGGAAAGAUAUAUGGGAGAAAUAUGUUAUCGCAUCUGCAUUAAUAAAUGGUUCUGUUAAAGAGAAA
Monodelphis domestica (gray short-tailed opossum) is the source of this 3476-nucleotide messenger RNA. It is a transcript of the gene STX2, whose product is annotated as syntaxin 2. Lineage: Eukaryota; Metazoa; Chordata; Mammalia; Didelphimorphia; Didelphidae. Gene Ontology annotation, cellular component: plasma membrane; synaptic vesicle; presynaptic active zone membrane. Gene Ontology annotation, molecular function: SNARE binding; SNAP receptor activity. Gene Ontology annotation, biological process: exocytosis; synaptic vesicle fusion to presynaptic active zone membrane; intracellular protein transport. The record is from RefSeq and is a predicted model, not a curated record.